Messenger RNA from Drosophila eugracilis, 2483 nucleotides. It is a transcript of the gene Nulp1, whose product is annotated as transcription factor 25. The transcript is spliced from 6 exons. The record is from RefSeq and is a predicted model, not a curated record. Gene Ontology annotation, cellular component: RQC complex. Bases 131 to 2251 code for a protein of 706 amino acids. Lineage: Eukaryota; Metazoa; Arthropoda; Insecta; Diptera; Drosophilidae.
UCCAGAGAGCGUGGCAACUCUGCAGCUGUGCGAAUGGAAAUGUAGUGCAGGAAAAAACAGCGAAAUACACACGUAUUCUGAGCCGAAAAUAAAUAGAAUUCCGCCAUAAGGACAUAAGGACACCAAAAGGAUGUCUGCGCGAAUGCUUAAGAAGCUGCAGGGUGACGCUGACAAGCUGGCACCGCCGCCCGAAGAUGAGGAUUGCGAGGAGCUGACCGACAAUGACGAACUGGAGGACAGCGAUAUGCGACGCGACCGCAAGUCUCACCUAAAUCCAUUCGAUUUGCUCAAUCAACCAGGUUUGAGUCUCUCGGAAAGCGAGUUCAAGGAGGACGACAACGAAACGGAGCACCCCUCGGCCGCAUUGCCUAAUGCCACGACCAACGCGGCUAAAAAGAAGAAAAAGAAGCGCAAGAAGAAGACCAAAUCCAGUGGCAAUCACAUCAGCAGCGAGGACAACGAGCGCCAGGACAAGUACUUCGCAAAGGUGGAUCCGCUUCUUGGUAAAGUCUACGAUGCGGUGCCCAGGCAGCCGGCAAAGCAGGUGGCAGCUGUACCCACCGGGAACUCAGCUACCAAGAAGCUGCUGGCAGUAGAGUUGCGACACCUCAAUCCACAAAACGAGAUGCGACGCACCUUUGGCAAGCGAGUGGUUAAAGUAGAAACGAAGCGGGGAAGACAGAAACCCACGUUAAAAUCCACUCACUUGGUGACUGCCAAGGAUUCGUGGCCGGCACUGACCAAGAACACCAUUACCAUGAAACUGCUACCUGCCCCCGACUCGCCGUCGGUUUCCUCCAAAUCAAUUACAGACAACGGAGCUGACAUCCAGUGGUUUGCCUUUGAGCAUAGUCAAUACUACCAGGGAGUGCAGCAUAUGUUUCUGUCUGCCCUGGAGCGUAUUGAUUCGGGAUUUCUGAUUACACUGAUAAAACGCUGUCCUUACCAUGUGGACUCUUUGGUUCAGUUGAGUGAGGUGUGCAAGAUGACUGAAGACUAUGCAUUGGCCUCCGAGCUAUUGGAGCGCGCUCUACUCCUUCUGGAAUCGUCACUGCACAUUAACUUCAGCAUGACGUCAGGCAAUUGCCGACUGGACUAUCGCCGUCAGGAGAACCGCUCCUUUUAUAUCGUGCUGUUCAAGCAUGCCCAGUACCUGGAGGAACGCGCUUGUAGCCGCACCGCCUUCGAGAUCUCCAAACUCCUACUGAGUCUGCAGCCGGACACUGAUCCACUUGCCAUUAUCCUGGUCAUUGAUUACUAUGCUCUGCGCAGCAAGCAGUUUGGGUGGCUAGUAGAGUUCUACGAGGAGUACAAUGCCGCCAGGAACCUCAAUCAGCUGCCCAAUAUGGCAUACUCCUAUGCUUUGGCAUUGCAUACGCUCCAUGGCGCCUGUGAGCGCUCCAACCAGGCGCUGCAAUACGCUCUUCUGAUGUUCCCGGGUGUUUUACGUCCUCUCCUGGACGAGAUGUCGGUGCAGACGGAUAAAAGGGUUCUGGCCUCCUCAUACUUCUUCGCGGAUGUGUCGGGCAAUCAAUCGCCAGCCCUGCACCAGCUGGUGUGCCUGUAUGUGUGCCGUGCACGGGUUGUUUGGCGUCAGAACGAGGUGCUACCCUGGUUGGAGUCAAAUGUAAAUAUAGUACUAGAUCGCAUUGAGAGUAAGGAUCCACUGGUCAAUGAGUAUAAGGAGAAGAGAUCACUGCGUUACGGUGGAACUCCACCCAGGCCUAUUCUCCGACAUGUUAUACUAUCGGAUUACAAGGAAAAGGUCCCACUGGCCGUCUUCGUGUCUAAGGAGAAGCAAGCCAUCAUGACUUACGAUCCACUGCCACCACCGAACAGCGUAAACUGCUAUCAACGAAAAUCUUCAUCAAGCAGUAGUAGCCCCACAACGAACACGAACAAUUCCGUAUCAAUGUUUUUCCAAUCGCUUUUGCCUUCGUUCAACAUCAACAACCUGGCAGCAAAUGCUCAAGCCCAAGAAGGUGGAGCAGCAUUAGUAGCACCUGGUGCAGCUCCAGCUGAAGCUAACUUUGAAGCUGGUGCUGAAGCAGGAGCUGCCGGCGUAGCCGGAGCUAUCCGUGAAGCGGAAGAAGCUGGUAUACAGCAGUCGUUGACCCUGAUGAUGGAUGCGAUGAGGGAUUUCCUGCAAAACUUCCGCAUUGCAGAGCACUUGCGUUCACCGGAAACGGCGGCGGCACAAUCCACGAGCAGCAACGACGAAGAGGAGGGAUCAAGUGACUAUGUCGACUAGUCAAUUUGUCAAUUACGUGAAACGUAAAAAGUUUUUGGAUUUGUGGCUUGGAACAAGUUUUUUGAAAACCACCUUUUGCUAUUCCCUCAUCUAACCGACACCGUCACAAAAUUGAAAUAUAAAAAAUAUAUAAUAUAUAUUAGAACAAUUUAAACACAUACAAACUUAUGCAUUGAAUAAAAUUUUCCAGUACAAGCUUUAGAUCAAAAGUGGCGACAGUGUUGAGCUUAAA